AUGGAUGUGAACGAGCUCAGUCUGUCGCUGCAAAAAUUUGGAUUAUUAGAUAAAAUAGUGUUUGCUGCGAUGCUGUGCAGCUGUUCCUUAGUAGGGCUUUAUUUUGGCAUUAAAGACUUUAGGAAGAAGAAAUCAAUAAAGACUGAUCAUGAUACACUCAACUUCCUUAUGGGUGGCCGAAAGAUGAAAGUAUUUCCAGUCGCAAUGUCUCUUAUUGCUUCAUUAGUCUCAGGUGUCUUACUUUUAGGAGCUAGCACAGAGAUUUAUCUUUAUGGCACACAAUAUAUCUACAUUCUCAUAGCCAUUGUUAUAUCGUCAGCAGCGCUUCAUUUCGUGAUGAUACCAAUGUUCCAUAAACUACAAAUCAUAUCAGUCUAUGAAUAUCUACAGAUGAGAUUCGAUAGAAAAGUCAGACUUUUCGGUUCAAUUAUGUAUAUAAUAUCAACAGUAUUGUGGUUACCAAUUAUGCUUUAUGUUCCUGCAUUGGCAUUUAAUCAAAUGACGGGUAUUAGCAUUCAUAAGAUUACGCCGCUUGUUGUCGCAAUUUGUAUAUUCUACACAUGCUUGGGAGGACUAAAAGCUGUUGUCUGGACAGAUGUCGUACAAAUAACAAUCAUGUAUGGUACAUUACUUCUCAUAGCAAUCAAAGGAACAAUGAACGUGGGUGGAAUCUCAGAAGUAUUUGAGAAGAACAUCGAAAGUGGCAGAUUUGAAGCACCUGACAUGCGUUUAGAUCCAACAAUACGUCACACAUUCUUGACAUUGGUUAUUGGCGGUUCAAUUCUUUAUACAGCACAUAAUGCAUUAAACCAGAAUAUGAUCCAGCGCUAUUUAUCAUUAAAGUCUGUGAAGGCUGCACGUACAAGUAACAUGAUUUAUGUUAUUGGUAUGAUUAUAAUAAUAAUACUUUGUUGCUACAAUGGACUACUUCUAUACGCAACAUACAGCGAGUGUGAUCCAUUACAAACAAAACUAGCAAAAGCUAAAGAUCAAAUGUUGCCUUUACUGGUCAUGCAAACAUUUAAAGAUAUUCCGGGCCUCUCAGGGGUCUUCAUUGCUGGCAUUUUUUCAGCUGCUCUAAGUUCCAUCUCGACAGGACUUAAUUCAUCUGCUUGUGUAGUUCUUGAAGAUUUCUUUAAGCCAUUCCGUAAAGAAAAAAUGUCAGAAAGAAUGUGCACAGUUGUGACAAGAGGGACAGUUAUAAUACUCGGAAGUAUUGCCAUAGCACUCGUCUACAUUGUACAACAUAUGGGAACAAUACUUCAACUCACUUUAAGUGUGCCGACAGCUUGUUUCGGGCCAUUAUUUGGCGUUUAUAUUAUUGGAUUUUUCCUGCCAUGGAUCAAUAAGCGUGCAACCCUUAUUGGAAGUAUUGUUGGAUUCAUCACAAUGAUGUUCUUCGUUCUUAAAGUUCAAGCUGAAAUGGCACUCGGAUAUUUGAAAUUUACUACCAAGCCUAUGUCAGUAGAACAUUGCGAAUAUAAUUUUACAGCACCAUCAUUGACGAUAUCAAGUUUAGUGGAAGAAAAGCAAGUCACAGUGCCUAGUAUUUAUCAGAUAUCUUAUCUUUAUUAUACUUUAAUUGGCACAGUUCUAGUUAUAUUAGUAGCAUUCCUAUUAAGCUUUCCAUUGGGUUUUGAGGACGUAAAUAAAAUCGAUCAGCGAUUGUUGGCACCUUUCGUCCGUAGAAAAAUUCAAAAAUCAAAUCCAAAUCCCGACAUAUUUAUGACAUCAAAAUAG
Molecule: messenger RNA, 1740 nt
Organism: Chironomus riparius
Lineage: Eukaryota; Metazoa; Arthropoda; Insecta; Diptera; Chironomidae
Source: the annotation of a GenBank genome assembly